Molecule: messenger RNA, 1865 nt
Organism: Meloidogyne enterolobii
Lineage: Eukaryota; Metazoa; Nematoda; Chromadorea; Rhabditida; Meloidogynidae
Source: the annotation of a GenBank genome assembly
UUCAAAGUGUAUUUAUUGCAAUCCAGAAAAUUGGAAUGAAGAUCAACAAGCAAUUCGUGGUGUUUAUUCUAAUUGGUGUGAUAGAUGAAAAUAUUUUAGCUAUGGCACGUCCAACAGAGAGAACAUUUAAUGAAUUUAAUUUAAUAGAACAAUUUAAAAAAGAAAAAAUAAAAACUUUAAUAAAUCUUCAAUGCGUUAAUGAACAUGAUUUUUGUGGUCCCCAAUUAAUUACUCAUACAGGGUUUUCUUAUGACCCAGAAAUUCUUAUGAGUAAACAAAUUUAUUAUUACAAUUUUGGAAUUCCUGAUUUUGGUACAAUUUCUGUUCAUUCAAUUUUAAAUAUUGCUAAAGUUAUUUGGUUUUCACUUAAAAAAGGUGAGAGAAAAUAUUUUUUAAAUAAAAGGAGAAUAAUUGAGAUAAAAUUAAUUUGUAAAUAUUAUAUUUACAUACAGUGGAAUCCCACUAAUGCGUCACUCUCGGAACCGAUGUAUGAUUAUGAUGUAUAUUACCGAGAUUCCCUGCCCAACUCUGUCCAAAGUUUGGAACAAAUAAAUGCAGUUGAAGAAUUUUCUUAUCAUGUUUAUAAAAACGGCACAGCUUUGCCUAAUUCUUUAUUUAUUUCAAAUAAUGGAAUGAUUAGUUUAAGACAAUUAAUGACACGCCAAAGACAAUUUCUCCCAAAUGAACAGGCACGUCGGUUUGCUCACAUUCCAAAGUUACUUUACAUGCUUGGAGAUAAUCUUCUUCGAAUGGUUUUUGGACCUCAAGGAAUUUAUUAUGCCCCUUUAACUGAUAAACAACACCACGCCCGUUCAUGUACUUUUGGAACAAUUCAUGUAAAUUGGAGAAAUGCUUUUACACCUAAAGGAAAAUUACAAGUUCGCCAAGUAGUUAAUUUAUUUGCUCGUUGUUCUGCAUUUCCUUAUGAAAAGGACCAAAAUUUAAUUGGAAAAUUUCAACAAAUUAGUUUGGUUACUAUUGACUCUUUAAUUAAAGAAAUGGAUAUUUCACAAUUGAUUUCUCUUUUAAAUGCUUUCUUGGAAUCAAUUAAAAGGCCUUAUUGUUCACGUCGAGUAUUAAUCGAAGUAUUAGGCCAAUUCUCUCCUGAUAAUCCAAUUGAACCAAUUAAUAACCAAUUAAUUGAGGAAAAUAAUAAAAAUGAAGAAAAUUUAAGUGAAAAUAAUACAAAAAUAGAAAAUGAAACGAUUAAACAAAUUGAGGAAAAUUUAAAUUUGGAGGAAUCUAAAAAUGAAGAGGAAGAGAAGAAGGAAGAAGAACAAAAAGAAAUGUUGCCAUCCACUAGCAACGAUAACGGAAAUGAAAUAAAUAAUGAUAAUCAAGAAAUUGAUGAAAUUGCUAAACAAAUUGAAAAUGAAACUCCUGUUAAUGAAAUAUCGGACGAAACUGCUAAAAAUGGGAGGACAUCAGUUGAUGAAGAACAAAAUUUAAAUGUAAUUACUGAAUUACCAAAUAAAAAUAAAUUAGAAAAAAAUUCAAAACUUCCAAUAUCUGCUGGAAAUUCAAUUGAAAGGCCGACAACAAUGGAUACAGAAUAUGAUAGUUAUUAUGAUAAUAAUAAUGAAUUUUAUUUGUUUGAUAUUCAAGAUUUACAUACAAAUAAAGAUGCUAAUUUAUAUGCGGACUGGCAAUGUAUUGUAUUUUAUGUUUGUAAUAUUUUGAGAGAAAAUUAUGAUUCUGUUGUUGAUUUAUUAACUUUUUGGUUUGCUGGGGACAGUAAUAGAGAUGUUAAACAAGCAAUUUAUUGUCACAUGAGGGAUUUAUUUGCAAGAAAUAUGCGUCAACAAGAGCAACAAGCAACUGCUUGGAGACGUAGAAUGGGAUUACCUGAGAAACUUAAAAAUUAA